This is a messenger RNA of Anguilla anguilla (European eel), 1893 nucleotides long. It is a transcript of the gene sft2d3, whose product is annotated as SFT2 domain containing 3. Gene Ontology annotation, cellular component: membrane. Lineage: Eukaryota; Metazoa; Chordata; Actinopteri; Anguilliformes; Anguillidae. The transcript has a single exon. Gene Ontology annotation, biological process: vesicle-mediated transport. Bases 337 to 1008 code for a protein of 223 amino acids. The record is from RefSeq and is a predicted model, not a curated record.
CGUUCAGCAAAGAUAUUCUGUGCAGGGAUCAGGAAAUAUUGCUACUCAGACCUAAUAUUCCAGUUUAUUUGAAACUACAGAGUAUAUGCCCUGGUAACACCAAAAAGCAUCCCUCUUCCGCGGCUCGUGGUGGUGCUGCCGAGUCACAUGCCUUUAAUACAGGGGUUUUUUCCUGCUCGGCUUCCGUCGCAUAUAUGACGUUUCCCAUUCUCAACUUCCUGUUACUUUGGUAAGUCCCGUUGUUGUUGUUGCGAGUUGACGUUAGUGAAGUUAGCUGAUGAACUGGCACAAACAAAUCGCGCCAUAAGAAAAGUGAUAUAAAACCGUGCGAAAACAAUGGCCGACAUAAAUAGACAACUUAAAGAAUACCUGGCACAGUCCAAAGGGAAUUCAAAGACGACAUCGCAGUCCAGCUCAAAUACCGUUGUCGACAUGGGUGAAACAGGCUCAGUGAACGGGAGCUGGUUUGGGAGCUGGUCGAGUCCAUUUUCGGGUCACAGCAACGGUGGCGGAACGGCCCAAGGUUCUAACACCGGCUUUUCCUGGCCCUGGUCCUCUGAACCUGACCCGUGUCUGCCGGGCAUGAGCCGUUCGCAGCGACUGGUCGCUUUUGGAGCAUGCAUUUUACUCUCCGCGCUCUGUUUCGGACUCUCUGCUCUCUACGCACCUCUGUUGCUCCUCAAAGCCCGGAAGUUUGCUCUUCUGUGGUCUCUUGGCUCGGUUUUCGCUCUCCUCGGCGCGGCUGUGUUGCGAGGACCCAGCAAAUUCAUAACGACUCCGACUCCGGGCGCUGCGGUGUACCUGUGCUCCCUCGCAGGCACGCUAUACGCGGCGCUAAGCCUCCACAGCACGCUGCUCACAGCCCUUGGUGCAGCUGUUCAGGUCGCCGCAAUCGUUGGCUACGUCGUUGCUUUGCUCCCCGGCGGAAGCAAGGGUAUACGAUUCGUUGGCGGCUUGGCAGCAUCGGCUAUCAAGAGGACGGUUUCGGGGAAGACCAUGCCGAUUUGACACGGACCAUAGAGGACUAGCUUGAUUGCUAGCGGACUUGAUGUGGGUGGUACCGUUUGCCAUGGUACACGCACACACCACACACAGAUGAGGGCAGACACGUGAUUCAGUCUGUGUAUUCUGUAUGUUUGUGAUUGACACCAACUUGUUGCAACACCUUAUUCUUGAGUAAAAUAAAGGCAAAGCGUUAUCACUUUGCCCCUGUCCUAGAUGAACUGGACGCGAAAGCACAGACAUUUGGGCGGUUGUGGAUUACAUUCACCUGGACGCAGAUGGAUAACUUGAAACACCGAGAUGUGACGCUCCGAGCGAGAUAGGCUGCAUUUACACAGGACUGCCGAAUAAGGGUAUUCAUUACAAAAACUGUGACGGGGGGGGGGGGGGGGGGGGGGGGUCAUGCGACUACAAUACUUAGCGGAAGCCACAGAUAUGACGCUAUGAGUUACAUGUACUUAAACACAUUUAAUUUAUAAAUUGACCGCAAAAUACAUUCGGCGUGAUUUUACUAACUACGACAUAUUCAAUAAAAUCCGAAAUAAUGCAGAAUGCCAUCAAAGACAGUUUUUGGUGAAAAAAGUCUCCAUAGUUGCAACAUUCUUUUUUGGGUGGAGGGUAAAAUCAAAGGCAUUUCAGUUUUUAAAAAGCCGGAAUACAUUCAAGCACGUAAAGAAUCAAUAUUUGUACCGUGGUUACGAUCUAAACAUCAGUCACUUGUCUCCAGUCUCACCCCCCCGACGCACUUCCUUGAAGCUGUGGUCACGGCUACAGUGUUAGCUUCAAUGGGGACUGGUCUGCGUGACUGUGCUUCAAACUGCUGCCCUGCAGACACCUUAAACCUGUCCAAUGUAACUGGAUAACUGUGGAUAAUAAAAUGGUUAAAGCAAA